Microplitis demolitor is the source of this 1868-nucleotide messenger RNA. RefSeq lists its product as uncharacterized. Lineage: Eukaryota; Metazoa; Arthropoda; Insecta; Hymenoptera; Braconidae. The record is from RefSeq and is a predicted model, not a curated record. The coding region runs from base 6 to 1445 and encodes 479 amino acids. The transcript is spliced from 5 exons.
CAAUUAUGAGUGAAAAAAAGUCUCGAAAGGGUCAGAAAACAAACCAUCCAUCUUACAGUACACCUGAAAACAAAAAGCACGAGAUCCCAGAGUUAUCUAUAUCUUCUAUUUCUCACCCCUCUUCGGAAGAACGAAUCAAAAGUUUAUUAAAAAGCAGGAGUAACUCCCGGUUCAAAGUUUAUGGAAACUAUGAUGACGGUUGGAUAACGGAGGAUGAAUUGCGGUCAUCAAGUGAUGACUCUGACAAACCUCGAAAAGUUAAAUUUAGCGACGAAGUGGGAAAAAAUUUAACUAGAUUCUAUGAACAAACACCAACGGGCAAUUCCGAACGUGAGUGUCUAGAUGAUCGUGAAACAGAUGCUGAGGUACAAAGCGGAGAAUCUUCGUCUACUGAACCUACUGUUCGAUACGAUCAAUAUCAUCCAGAACUUAACUCAGUCAGGACACCAGUUAAUGAAAAAAAUACUCCGUGUGAUGACCAUACAGAUAGUGAAUCAACUACAACUACAACUGCUCUUUCACAAGCUACGUCUUCAUCAAAACAAUCUUCUGAACUGAAACUUAAAAGAUCUAGUCAGUCUAGAACAUACAGUCGCAGCUACAAAACUGAAUCAAUUAAAAAACAAAAAAUCCAAAUUAACGCUAAAAAUGUAUACAAAUUUUUCAAAAGCAAAGGACUGCAAUCGCCACCAUCAAAUAUUUCAACCGAAACACCCAUAAAAAAUCAUAAAAAUGCAACGAAGAAGUCAAUAAAAAGAAAUAUUAAUUCAGCAUAUUAUCCAUUAGGGUGGAUGUCAAUUCAUGGUCUGGGUCGAGAAAUUCGUGAUAAACUUUAUGAUACCAAUUUUGAUUUGCUCGAAUUGUAUGAAAAAAAAAAUGCUGAUGCUCUGAGAGCUAGAAAUACUGAAAACAAUUCAAAUAUUUCUAAUCAAUCACGUAUAUCAGAAGAAGAAACAUUUCCCAUUGCUACAAGACGUAAACGAAAGAUAAUUUUGUCAUCUACGUCUGACAAUGAGUCUACGCAAGAAAAUGCUGAUACGUCAUCACGAAAUAAUACAAACUCUGGUCAUAAUUCAUUGGAUAUUCAAAACAAAAUAAACUUUAAUUCUCAGAGUAAUGGCACAGAGUUAACUUGCAGUCCAAGAAAACGUGCAAGGCAAAAAGUAUCAGACUCAAUGUCUGAACCGGGCGCGAAAAUUCAAACUCCGUUGAAAAUAUUUGAUGAUCGGAAUGUAACAAUGAGAAACAGGAGCAGGAGUAAAAAAAUUGAUAAUUCACUGAAGAAAAUUACAAGUGAAUCAAACGAAAUGAAUUCAGCAUCAACGUCAACAAGUGAGAACAUGAAUUCGGAUAAUUCUAGAAAAAUAGUGGAGAAACGUAUAAAAAUUGUUUCACAUCAGGUGUUAAGUGACAGCGACAAAAUAACUUUCCAUCGAAAAAAAUAGUUUUCUUUUUAUACUUUUGUAAUUUAUACUGUACAGGGAAUUAUUUAAUUAGUUAUUGAUUGGGUUUAAUUAUUAAUUGUAAAAAUUUAAUUAACUUUGUUUAUAAUGUACAGUAACAGUAAAAGUUUAUGUGUUUUAUUGUUGAGAAUUGAUUGAGAUAUUGGAAAAUUAUUUCUAUUAAUAGAAAUGAUUCAAAUUGCCGGGAGCAUUUAUAAAAUUGAAUCGCUUUGUAACUUCGUUAAUUUAUUUGAAUUUUUGUAUUGAAGUUUUGCAGGACGAGCAUAAAUUAAAUAUUUUUGUUUGUAAUUGUUAUGUAUAUACGUUUAAAAUUAUUGUCUUUCAUGAUUGUGGUUGAGAAAUAAAAAAAAAUGUUAGAGUUCAUGUUAUUUAAAUAUUGAAUGUUUGAAUAAUUAUAAUUGUAAU